This is a messenger RNA of Naumovozyma castellii, 732 nucleotides long. It is a transcript of the gene HHO1, whose product is annotated as histone H1. Bases 1 to 732 code for a protein of 243 amino acids. The transcript has a single exon. The record is from RefSeq and is a predicted model, not a curated record. Lineage: Eukaryota; Fungi; Ascomycota; Saccharomycetes; Saccharomycetales; Saccharomycetaceae.
AUGCCCCCAAAGAAAUCCGUCACAAAGAAAACAACAACUGCCGCCAAGACCGCAAGGAAACCGGCCUCCAAGAAGGUCCAAGACGAGCCCAAGAAAUCCUUCAAGGAAUUGAUCACAGAGGGUCUCAAGGAAUUGAAAUCUCGUAAGGGAACCAGUCGUCCUGCUUUGAAGAAGUUCAUUAAGGAGAAGUACCCAACGGUCGCAGAAUCUAGUUCGUUCGAUCAUUAUUUCAAUUCCGCCAUCAAGAGAGGGGUAGACGCUGGUGAAUUUGACCAACCAAAGGGCCCCUCCGGGACUUUGAAAUUGGCCGCCCCUGUCAAGAAGGAAGCUUCUCCAAAGGUCGAGGCAAAGCCAAAGAAAAUUGCUGCUGCCACUACCACGAAGAAGACUGCCUCUGCAGGUAAAGUGACAAAACCAAAAUCCAAGAAGACUACGACUGUGAAGAAGGCUCAUGCUUCCGCUGCCGUUGCUGCCGCCGCUGCCUUAACCUACAGAGAGAUGAUCAUUAAGAGUGUCUUGUCGUUGAACGAGGGGAAGGGAUCCAGUCGUCCAGCCUUGAAGAAAUACAUCAAGGACCAGUUCUUAAAGACCGAUAAGAUCAACAACAAGUUUGACUAUUUGUUCAAUUCAGCCCUAAAGAAGAGUGUGGAGAACGGGGAAUUGCAACAACCAAAGGGCCCAGCUGGGAUCGUCAAGGUCUCCAAGAAGGGUAAGUCUGCCAUCUCCGCCUGA